CAUGGAUGGACUGGGAGGUGUGCACUCAUUGUAUCUUUUACUGAAAAUGCAUCUCACAUUUUUUGUGUAGAUCUAUUUGACUUCACAGAAAACGUCAUAUCGGCAAUGCCAGGCUCAGAUUUGGAUGACGAACUGGGGGAUGAGGAUCAAUCGACAUCUAUGGAAGAUGAAGAGUGGGGUGGCCUUGAUGAGCUCAGCGGGAGUGACGCAAGCGGGGCUGCCGAAGAUGAUUCGGCGGACGAGAACGACCAUGAUACGACAGAGGCGACACAAAACAAGCCUUCCGACGCUCGACCUAAGUCUGCUGGGCCCUAUAUACCGCCUGGACUGAGAAAACAAGCCAGUACUGAUACAAACGAAACAGAGGAACAAAUCAAACUUACUCGCCAGCUGAAAGGUCUGAUAAACAGAAUGUCCGAGCAAAAUAUCGCAACCAUUGUAGAUAGCAUCGAAGAGGUAUAUCGCAAUCACCGCCGACAUGACAUCACCUCAACUCUCACCAACCUCAUCAUUGAUGGCAUCUCAUCUCAUUCAACCCUUCUGGACUCGUACGUUGUCCUCCACGCGGCUUUUAUAUCUAGCCUCCAUAAAUUGAUCGGCACUGCGUUUGCGGCUUACUUCGUUCAGAACGCAGCUGCGUCAUACGAACAGCACCUCGCUUCGGUGGACGAAAAGUCGACAGCCAACUCAACUGAAGUCCCUGAAGACCUAGGAAAAGAGUGUUCUAACCUUGUCGUGCUUUUCUCAGAGCUGUACAACUUUCAAGUGAUCUCGUGUAUUCUUGUUUAUGAUAUCAUCCGCGGUCUUUUGGACAAGGACCUUUCCGAGUUCAGGGUAGAGCUUCUGCUGAAACUUCUUCGAAGUUCCGGUCAACAGCUACGACAAGAUGACCCUAUGGCAUUGAAGGACAUCGUAACCCUAGCACAGUCCCGGGUGGCCGGACACGCCGAUGCUAUGAGCUCACGCACGCGUUUCAUGAUCGAGACCCUGAACAACCUCAAGAAUAACAAGAUCAAGAAGACUGCCGCAACACAGCAUCAGGGGGGCGAUGCUGUGGAGCGGAUGAAGAAGUUCCUAUCAAGUCUGGGGAAAAAGAAGCACGUCCUUGCCCAUGAACCAUUGCGGAUGACGUUAGAGGAUCUCCAUUUGGCGGAGAGCAAAGGAAAGUGGUGGCUUAUUGGCGCUGCAUGGGGCGGAGAUCCACUGGUCGAUCAGCAGCACGAAACUCCCCAGCAAGGUGGGGAAGCUGAGACAACUGACGUUAGCACCGCCGCGCUCCUAAAGCUUGCAAGGAAGCAGGGCAUGAAUACAGAUAUCCGCCGAAGUAUUUUCGUGGUGCUCAUGAGCAGCGAUGAUUAUCUAGAUGCUUGCGAACGACUUGCGCAACUCGGCCUCACGGAAGUCCAGCAGCGGGAGAUCAUCAGAGUCAAUUUGCAUUGCUGUGGAAAUGAAAAAUCUUAUAACCCGUAUUACACACUCGUCUGUCAGCAUUUGUCUCAGCGGUCACAUUCCUACAAGAUCACGCUGCAGUUCUGUCUAUGGGACUUUCUCCGGGACUUGGGCGAAACCAGCGUCGGCGGGGUAGAGGUAAUCAAGAGCCUGAAAGAUAAUGAUGUAGGGUUUGAUGUUAAAUCCAUGUCGCCAUCGCGGAUGAAGAACGUCGCUAAAGCAUAUGCAUGGUGGAUAGCCAAGGAUUGCUGUACGCUGACGAUCUUCAAGCCUGUGGACUUCACGUUGCUCAAGCCGCAGACACGCACUUUCUUGAAAGAUUUGUUUAUACAGCUCUUCGUUGCCAGCCAGGUCUCAUCGCCCAUGCUCAGCAAUGACCCCAGUGACUAUCCUUCCACGAGAAACCGUGGAGCGCUCGAAGAGAUAUUCUUGAAGACGUCGAAGAUUGAGAACCUUGGCCUCGGACUGAUAUUUUUCAUGUCCAACGUGUUCAAAGGAGAGGACGGGUUCUUGAUGUGGGCUAGUUCAUUGGCAAAAGAGACGUUGCAGACAAGAAUGGAUCACAUCCCAAAAAUAUAACGAUGCUUAUUUACGAGAUGCAGCUUUCGUGAAUGCUACACUAGAACAUGCACUACCGGUGCUCCCACCAAAUGAAAUGGUUGGGUGCACUAUGCGAGAAUGAUACUGCAGGCCUGUUUCUUCGGUAAUGAACUUCGAUUGUAGCUCGGCCUCGGUAAAGUUGCAAGCUGGGUGAAGAGUCCUUGUUCAGUUUGCAUUAGCCAAGUGGCGCGGAGCAUACGCACAUGUGAUCAAAAAAUGUCCGCCUAAAUUCAAGAGCUUCGCGAUACGCAUCGGAUAACCUUCUACUGGGAUCCUUCCAUUCUCAU
Messenger RNA from Suillus paluster, 2336 nucleotides. Its product is annotated as armadillo-type protein. Lineage: Eukaryota; Fungi; Basidiomycota; Agaricomycetes; Boletales; Suillaceae. The transcript is spliced from 13 exons. The record is from RefSeq and is a predicted model, not a curated record. Gene Ontology annotation, molecular function: protein binding; RNA binding. Gene Ontology annotation, biological process: ribosomal small subunit biogenesis. The coding region runs from base 106 to 2028 and encodes 640 amino acids. Gene Ontology annotation, cellular component: nucleolus.